This is a messenger RNA of Impatiens glandulifera, 2436 nucleotides long. RefSeq names its product pentatricopeptide repeat-containing protein At3g24000, mitochondrial. The coding region runs from base 72 to 2039 and encodes 655 amino acids. Lineage: Eukaryota; Viridiplantae; Streptophyta; Magnoliopsida; Ericales; Balsaminaceae. The record is from RefSeq and is a predicted model, not a curated record. The transcript is spliced from 2 exons. Gene Ontology annotation, biological process: RNA modification. Gene Ontology annotation, molecular function: protein binding; RNA binding; zinc ion binding.
UCAAAGAGAAUCAUGAAAGUGAAUAAUUCAUUUCAAAUUAACAAUUUUCUUUAACCAGAUUGAUACCAACAAUGAAGAAGAGAUCAAUUCUUCCAUGUAUCUGCAUCAAGCAAAGAGACACUAUAAUCGCCGCCUUCCCCAAGAUGCAAUUCACAACAAUGGUGGAAGAAAAAGAAAACGACGACGAAUACCCACCAUUCAAUUCCUCCAUUAUUCAAGAUAAGGAUCUUCUUCGAAAGAGCGAUUUUACUAACCUGAAGAACACCGGUCUUCGUGUAUUAGACUUGAUUGACAAUGGCUCUCUUCACCCAGACCCUGCGAUUUACCAAAAAUUAUUCCUAACUUGCACCCUCAACGGCCGUCUACGUGAAGGUCGGAUUGUUCAUAACCAUUUUCUCAACUCCCCAUUUAAAAAUUAUUCAAUAAUGCAUAACACAGUCUUGAAUAUGUACUGUAAAUGCGGCAGUUUGGAAGAUGCACACAAAGUGUUCGAUGAAAUGCCUAAAAGAGAUAUGGUUGCUUGGACUUCCUUAAUCACUGGGUAUUCUCAAAACGAUAGACCUCAAAUUGCUCUUUCGUUAUUCCCUCAAAUGAUUCGUCUUGGUUUGAAGCCCAAUCACUUCACUUUUGGUAGUCUUCUUAAGGCUGCAGCAGGUGUGCCUAAUGUUAUUGAUGGAAGACAAGUUCAUGCCUUUUCUUUCAAGUAUGGUUAUUGUUCUGAUAUUUAUGUAGGCAGUUCUCUUGUUGAUAUGUAUGCGAAAUGUGGCUGGCUAGAUGAAGCCCAUUGUAUUUUUCAAUCCAUGAAGAGUAAAAACGAGGUUUCGUGGAAUGCUUUGAUUUCAGGAUAUGCUAGAAAGAACGAAGGAGAAACUGCCAUAUCGAUAUUCAGAACUAUGCAAAGAGAGGAUUUUAAACCGACGAGUUUCACCUAUUCGAGUCUCUUCUCCGCAUGUUCAAGCACUGGAUCACUUGAGCAGGGGAAAUGGGUACAUGCCCACAUGAUAAAAUCAGGCCAGAAACUUAUAGCAUUCGUUGCUAAUACUCUUAUUGACAUGUAUGCUAAAUCGGGUAGCAUUGAGGAUUCGAAGAGAAUUUUCGAUCGUGUCAUUAAACGCGAUUUAGUAUCGUGGAAUACCAUGUUAACUGCGUUUUCCCAACACGGGUUUGGAAUGGAAACAGUUAACUGGUUCGAGAAGAUGAUUGAAAUUGGAAUUGAACCGAACGCUAUAACGUUCUUGUGUGUUCUCACAGCUUGUAGUCAUUCCGGACUUGUGGAGAAAGGGGAACGUUACUUCGAAUUGAUGAAACAAUACGAGAUAGAUCGUGACAUGUCACAUUACGUGACAAUGGUUGAUCUUCUUGGUAGAAAUGGAAAACUUAACCGGGCUGAGCAAUUUAUAAGAGAAAUGCCCAUUAUACCCUCGGCUGCUGUAUGGGGGGCUUUGCUUGGAGCUUGUCGGAUCCAUAAGAAUGCGGAAUUAGGUGUUUAUGCAGCUGAAAGGGUAUUUGAACUUGACCCGUUUGAUUCGGGUCCACAUAUCAUACUUUACAAUAUUUAUGCAUCUGCUGGUAAAUGGGAUGAUGCGGCUAAAGUGAGAAAGGCGAUGAAGGAGAGUGGUUUGAAGAAAGAACCGGCUUGUAGUUGGGUCGAGAUUGAGAAUGUGGUUCAUAUGUUUGUGGCGGGUGAUGAUGCUCAUUCGAGGAAUGAAGAAAUUCGCGCAAAAUGGGAUGAAAUUAGCGUUUUGAUUAAGGAAAUUGGUUAUGUUCCUGAUACAAGCCAUGUGCUUUUGUUUAUCGAUGAGAAGGAAAGGGAAAUGAAGCUUCGAAACCAUAGUGAGAAAAUGGCUCUUUCUUUUUCGCUUCUUCAUACGCCUCCUGGCUCUACGAUCAGAAUCAAGAAGAAUAUUAGAGUGUGUGGCGAUUGUCACUCGGCCUUCAAGUUUGUAUCUAGGGUUGUUGGAAGAGAAAUAAUAUUGAGGGAUACAAACAGAUUUCAUCAUUUUCGUGACGGUUCUUGUUCUUGUAAAGACUAUUGGUAGCGAUGAAUUGUUCUUCUUUCAUGAUGAUGAUUUUGAACCUUUGUGAUUAUUGAAGAUGUUGCAGUUGUGCCAUGUCAUUAAGGCAAUGAUGACUCAACCGCUGCCAAGUCAGCAGUUGAAGCUGACUCAGCAAUGCUGAAGAAAUUCCACAGCUUCAGCAAGACUUACAGAAGAAUUGGAACCAAUAACCAAGAUGCAAAAGAAAGAAGAUAAACACAAAGGUGAUCAGCUUUUUUGUAUUCUCAUGUCGAGAAUCGAACACGAGACUUUUAAUCUUUGCGGAAAAACUUAGUCCAAAUCACAGGUUUUGUAAAUUAUUAGUUUGUCAACAAUCACUAUUCCAUUGAUUUUUUUAUGGUUCAUGAAUCAAUUUAUGGUCUGUUUUUUUAUUUAUUUA